Molecule: messenger RNA, 615 nt
Organism: Dentiscutata erythropus
Lineage: Eukaryota; Fungi; Glomeromycota; Glomeromycetes; Diversisporales; Gigasporaceae
Source: the annotation of a GenBank genome assembly
AAGUGAAAAAAGAUCUUCUAAGAGGAUUACGUAAAAAUGAAGAAGAUAUAUUUUAUUAUAUAGUCUCGAAAGGAAACCCAGACCUUGGCUUGAGUUUUGAUGUUGAUGAUAAUUCCAUUUCAAUUCUGAAACUUCGUCCAUUUAAGAACAAUACCAAUGCGCAAUGGAAAGUUCUACGAAUUGAUAAUUCUGAUGAUUAUCCAUCGGUAACAGAUAAUUCACCAAUAAAAGAUGUUGUUCUUGUAAACAAAGGAACUGGCAAGGCCAUGAAAUAUCGAAACAAAGAAAAAGGGACGGAAAUUACUCAAGUUGAUCUUGCAGAAGCUGACAAUAAUUAUAUUUUGUGGUCAAUUGAUAGCAAACAAAAUGAUGGCGCCCGAGCUGUACACCCGAAUAAUAAUGAAUCUAUGGUUCUAGAUGGUUGGACUGCUAAACUUGUUGAUGGUUGCGAGAAAAUGGGGAAAUUCAUAAUUAGAGAGUGGGCUGAGCUUAUUUCAAAGCCCAUUACUUUUGGGGCUCGAGAACAAAAAGUCUUUAAUCAUGUUAACUUGCCUGCGGUAAAAGAUGAGCUGUCAAUUACUUUGCGGCUGAAACUUGAAGACUAUGCUUCCGACU